Molecule: messenger RNA, 537 nt
Organism: Staurois parvus
Lineage: Eukaryota; Metazoa; Chordata; Amphibia; Anura; Ranidae
Source: the annotation of a GenBank genome assembly
AUGGUUUGUGAGACGGGAAUCCUGGCAGACGAUCCCAGCUCCAUAGCGGCGCCCCAGAAGGACCCCCUGAUGGUGGCCCCGGGACAGGUGUGGCCCCCAUUGCCCGGCAGCAGCACCUCCUCUCUGGCGCCCCCUGGCUCCGGGGCAGAGGAGGGCAUGAAGGAGCAGCUGUAUAUUCGUGAAUUCCAAGCCUCAGAGCAGGAGGUGGCCAGGAGAAUAUUCUAUGAAGGGAUUAAGGAAAGGAUCCCCAGCUCGGCCUUCAGGGGGUUAAAGUACCAGCCGGUGCUCCAGUGCGUCUAUGCGGUGCUCACAAUAAUAUGCUUUGUUGUGACCAACUCCUUGAUGCUGGCGUGCUGUAUGCCCAUCUUUCUGUUGGGCAUGAGGUACUACUACAGUAGGAAAAUUAUCCUCAAUCACCUGGAGGGUGCUCUACGUACAGACAUGUCUGAUAUUGAGAAAUAUUACAUGAAACAGCCAGGUGAGUAUAACCCCUUCAAGGGAUGUUCCCCCUGCUCAACCCCCAACAUCAACCACUAA